Messenger RNA from Raphanus sativus (radish), 823 nucleotides. Its product is annotated as protein TIC 20-v, chloroplastic. The record is from RefSeq and is a predicted model, not a curated record. The transcript has a single exon. The coding region runs from base 45 to 680 and encodes 211 amino acids. NCBI's taxonomy places the organism in Eukaryota, Viridiplantae, Streptophyta, Magnoliopsida, Brassicales, Brassicaceae.
AAACUCUGUUUCGUAUUGUGUGAAGUGAAAACAGACACAGAGCAAUGGCAAUAUCUCAUCUUGUCUCUCCAUUACCAUCUCUCGCCUUCUUCCAAACCGGAAACUUAACCGGGCGUUCUUUUUCUCUCCCUCUAAACCCCAACCCCCAAUUCUCAAAAUCUAGACUUUCAAGGGAAAGAGCCGCCACACUCGUCCUCCGAUCCAAGGGAGACGACUCCGUCGACGCAUCAGAUCGGAUAAUCUCAGCCGUCUGUUACUUCUACCCGUUCUUCGAUGGGAUCAAGUACGGUAAAUUCAUCAUCACGCAAUACCAACCAUUCCAGAUCCUCAUCCAACCUCUGUUUCCCGCCAUCAAGGCCUUCAAGAGCUUCCCUUUCAAUGGCUUCCUCAUCUUCAUCGCUCUCUACUUCGUCGUCGUGAGGAACUCUAACUUCAGCAGGUACGUUAGGUUCAACACGAUGCAGGCGAUUGUGCUCGACGUGCUGUUGAUAUUCCCGGAUUUGCUUGAGAGGAGCUUUAAUCCUAGAGAUGGGUUUGGUUUGGAUGUGGUGAUGAGUUUGGACAGCACAGUGUUCCUCUUCUUGCUUGUCUGUUUGAUCUAUGGAUUCUCUGCUUGCUUGUUUGGUCUGACCCCGAGGUUGCCCAUUGUUGCUGAUGCUGCCGAUAGGCAAGUCCUUUGAUUCAUGAAAAACUACAACAAAUAAUAUAUCUGUAUGUACACGUGUGCUGCUGUGACUGCACUUUCUCUGUAUUGGAUCAGUUUAUUGUAAUCAUCAAAACAUAAUGUAACUUUUUGAUCCAUUGAAAAGGGUUUUUGCAAAGA